Messenger RNA from Musca domestica (house fly), 1500 nucleotides. RefSeq names its product odorant receptor 49a-like. Gene Ontology annotation, cellular component: plasma membrane. NCBI's taxonomy places the organism in Eukaryota, Metazoa, Arthropoda, Insecta, Diptera, Muscidae. The record is from RefSeq and is a predicted model, not a curated record. The transcript is spliced from 4 exons. Bases 215 to 1432 code for a protein of 405 amino acids. Gene Ontology annotation, molecular function: odorant binding; olfactory receptor activity. Gene Ontology annotation, biological process: sensory perception of smell; detection of chemical stimulus involved in sensory perception of smell.
UUGUCCGUUUAAUAAUGUGGCAAUUAACUUGUUGUAUUUUUCAUUGAAUCAAAGUGUAAAUAGAAGGAUUUGAGGUCAACAGAGGAUAUAUUAAAAUGACAACAAUUAAAGGUAAAUACGAUCAGAGCACCGAAUGGAUGGAGAGUGAAAAUAAUAACAAUGAGAAAAUGAAAAAAAGAAAAAUGUAUUCAGUUUUCAACAACCAUUGACCGUAAUGGCUACAACAGAACGUUACUUUGAGGAUUUUGUAAAUAUGCCCUGUGCGUUGCUGAGAACACUGGGCAUUGAUUUUCUCAAUAUAUCCCGCUCAUUGCUGGCAAAGUGCCUUAUGCAGCUGUAUUUUGUUCUCUCGUUGCUCUCCUGUCUCUAUUGCACUUAUUUUGUGAUGGAAAUGGCUGUGAGAGAAAUCCACUGUGGAUCAGGAAAUUUACCAUUGAUUCUACGCCUCGUCGACGACAUUUUUCACAGUCUCAAUGGGUUACUUAAAAGUUAUUAUUUCUUUCGUAUUUGGAAAUCAAAUAAAAGUUUGUUCAAUAGAUUUUGUGAAAUUUUUCCCAUUUCCAUGGAAGAUCGUCGGGAAUAUCGUGUCAAUGACUACUAUUGGCCCCGAUGGAUUACGUGCAUGGUGUAUGUGCAAUGUGGUGCCAUUGCUGUGAUUAUAUUUUCACCAUUUGCUGCAACAUUAAAGGAUUACUUUUUGGCCAUAUUGAAAUUUGGAUUUGCCGAUGCGAAAUUUAGUUAUCAUAUAUUGUAUGAAGAACAUACAUAUAUCGUGGAUCAUCAGAGGCCUACAGGAUACAUAUUUAUCUACUCAGUGCUGGCUAUGGGCACUCAAUACGCGGUAAUAUUUAAUAUAUGUCCCGACAUAUGGCUGGUUGCCUAUGCCAUACAGCUAUGCAUGCAUUUCGAUUACAUUUCAAGGAAUCUGGAAAACUAUGAACCCAAAGAGGAAAGAUCACACAAGGACUUGGAAGUUGUGGCGAAAUUGGUUAAGAAACAUCAAAUUUUAUUGGAUCUUGCCAAUGACUUAAGGAAAACCUUCAACAUACUGGUUCUCAUCAUGCUAUUUUCAACUGUGGUAACUCUCUUCGGUGCAGCUGUUUAUGUUCUAACCCAAGGAAUCAAUUCCAAUGUUCUUGGCUAUUUGGCUUUUCUACCCACAACGCUGGGACAAUACUUUAUGGUUUGCUAUUAUGGCCAAUUAAUUAUCAAUAAGAGUUUACGAAUUGGUGAUGCGGCCUACAGUCAAACCUGGUACAACGGUUGUCAAAGCUAUAAGAAAUCUAUAUUGGCAAUUUUGGGUCGAUCACAAUCUCAGUGUGAAAUUAAUGCAGGUGGAUUUCAAACGACGAACCUAAAGGCGUUUGAGGGGGUUAUACGAAUGACAUUUCAACUGUUUGCCGUAUGGCGUACCCUAAUGGAACCGAAGUAAUUGUUGAUCCUUUAAUAUUUGUAUUUAACUAGAUAUGUAUACAUAUAAGGUUUAAAUGUACUCGUCCG